Molecule: messenger RNA, 1052 nt
Organism: Lactuca sativa (garden lettuce)
Lineage: Eukaryota; Viridiplantae; Streptophyta; Magnoliopsida; Asterales; Asteraceae
Source: RefSeq, a predicted model, not a curated record
CAAAAGCAACAAGAUACUAUUUGAGGUGACAAUAUUAAUAAUGCUCCAAGUGAAAGUUCCCCACUAAACCACCUCCAAUAAUUCAACCAAUUCCAUUGGAAUUUCAACUUCUUGUUGGGAAUCAUCUUGAAAGAAAACUUCAACGUUGAUGCCAAAAAGAUGGAUCUUGAAGAUGAAGGAUGGGUGAACAUUCCUUACGAUGAGAUUCUUGAAGCUAAUGAAGAUGGUGAUGAAAAAAACUUUUCAAGAAAAUACAUCAAGAGUCCUGCAAAACUUUUCAAACCGAAGUACUUCGAUACCCCACAAAACUCCCAAGAUUUUGUGAAAGACAAACCAAGAUUUGAAAAACAAUUACUUAGUAUUCCAACCCAAUCGGAUCAUGGACAUGAUCCGAUUAUGAUCAAAGAGUCUAAAGAAAUAACAUCUGAGCAUGAACCUGAGCCUGAGUUUGAACCGAAUCAAGAUCAGAUCAUUCAAGUUUCCUUCAAGAAAGAAAACCAAUUUGUCAAAAAGAAAAUGGGUUCUCCAAGAUUGAGCUCUCGAGAACCCGAUAUGUGUAAUAUUGAAACAAGUCCUUUUCAAUAUGAGGAAAAAAGUGAUGAUCGUGUGAUCAAUUGUUCAUCACCAUCAAAGAUGAUCAAGCAAGAAGUGAUUGCUUGGGAUGAAAAUAACGAAAGGUUGAAUUUUUGGCAAUGGGGUUUAAGUGGUAUUGGUGCCUUUUGUUCUCUUGGCAUGGUUGCAGCUACUGUUUGUAUCAUCAUGUUAGGAAAUGGAAGAAAGGACAAACAACAAAACCGAAAACUUAAGAUUCAAAUCUAUUCAGACAACAAGAGGAUAAAGAAAGUGGUGCAACAAGCAAAUGAAGCAAUGUCAGCAAUGAGAGGGGUUCCUUUGGUCAAGGCUCAAAUCACAUAUGGUGGAUACUAUGAAAGUAUCUAGACGAAAUUAGUAUCUUUAUAAAAAGCAAUUGCUUUACAUGUUUGCUUAUAUGAAGUAUUUAUGUACAUAUAUGUUCGUUGUUUAAUAGUCUAAAGUUUUUGUAAUUAUAUGAA